UCCCGUUUAUCUUUCUUCUUUUCUGCUUGCUUGUUGAAAUUGAGCCACGUUGGUUGAGGAUUCCCGCAUUUGUGUGUUCUUUCGGUGACUACUAAAAUUUAUUUUUGAUUUAAUUUUUUACAACACGGUAAUAGACAUCCGAGAGCAUGAAAAUCUAUAAGGAUAUUAUAACUGGUGAUGAAAUGUUUGCCGAUACCUACAAAGUAAAGCUCGUCGAUGAUGUAAUUUAUGAAGUUUACGGCAAAUUAGUUACCCGUUCAGAAGGUGACAUACGAAUUGAAGGCUUUAAUCCUUCUGCUGAGGAAGCUGAUGAGGGAACAGAAACUAGUACUGAAAGUGGAGUUGAUGUUGUUCUUAAUCAUCGAUUACAAGAAUGUUUUGCAUUUGGCGAUAAAAAAUCUUUCACAUUAUAUCUAAAAGACUAUAUGAAAAAGGUAUUGACUAAAUUAGAGGAAAAAUCACCGGAUCAGGUGGAAGUGUUCAAAACUAACAUGAAUAAAGUGAUGAAGGAGAUUUUGGGUCGUUUUAAGGACUUGCAAUUCUUUACCGGCGAAUCUAUGGACUGCGAUGGCAUGGUAGCAAUGUGUGAGUAUCGCGAUAUUGACGGCGUUAGCACGCCUGUGCUUAUGUUCUUCAAACACGGACUAGACGAAGAGAAAUGCUAAAUAGACCAAUACUCAAAACAAAAAGAAAACUUGAAGCAGUCGCAUUUUUAGUUCCAAUUAUUUUAAUUUUAUUUUUUGUGUAUUGUAAUAGUGUUUGUAUGAUACUAAUCUCCCAUACGAUUUGGAUUAUAUUAAUAUAUUUUUUUAACUACUCUGAAGAAUACUUUGUUUUUUUAACAUCUUUGAAUAUCUACUAAAUAUUGUACUAAAAUAGCAAAAAAUGAUUUGAAGAAAAAGGAAUGAAAAAUGUAAAUCUUAAUUGAUAUUUAUAAUAUAUAAAUUACGUAUUUAUUUUUAUUUUUAUUGAAAAAGAAUGUACAAAGAAAGGGAUUAAAAAAGCUUAAGUCAGCCAGUCAGCUAGCAAGCA
Messenger RNA from Glossina fuscipes, 1032 nucleotides. RefSeq names its product translationally-controlled tumor protein homolog (gene Tctp). The coding region runs from base 147 to 665 and encodes 172 amino acids. Lineage: Eukaryota; Metazoa; Arthropoda; Insecta; Diptera; Glossinidae. The transcript has a single exon. Gene Ontology annotation, molecular function: calcium ion binding. The record is from RefSeq and is a predicted model, not a curated record. Gene Ontology annotation, cellular component: cytoplasm.